Messenger RNA from Monodelphis domestica (gray short-tailed opossum), 5093 nucleotides. Its product is annotated as ceramide synthase 4-like. Gene Ontology annotation, biological process: ceramide biosynthetic process. Lineage: Eukaryota; Metazoa; Chordata; Mammalia; Didelphimorphia; Didelphidae. Gene Ontology annotation, cellular component: membrane. Gene Ontology annotation, molecular function: sphingosine N-acyltransferase activity; DNA binding. The record is from RefSeq and is a predicted model, not a curated record.
AGCGGAGAAGCUCCAGCCCAGAGAUCCCGGAGGCUUGGGCGCCACCUUUUACAGACCCCCGUCCGGCUUCCCCUCCCCCACCCUCCCUCCUUCAGCACCUGCUCCGGGCGCUUCUUGCUCGCGUGCCUCCCCCGCUCCCAGCCACCGCCCGAGCCCAGUCUGGGCUCUCUAAGGGCCAUCCCCUAUAACCCUAACCCCCCACCCCCAAUUCCCGAGUCCUUCGUACCCUGAAUCUCAUCUAGGUUUUUCCUUACUUUCCUUCAUCUGCACCUCAAGACCCUCCUCUCCCAGUCCACUCCCUAGCAUCCCACCCAGUCCGUAAGCCUCCGCUCGCUUCCUGCGCCCCCGCCUUCCGAGAUUGUACCCCUCAACUCCUCCAAGCCUCUUCCUCUGUCAUCCAGGGCCCUGCGGCCCAGACCCCUCUGGGUCUUCCUCAUCUCUCCCUGGGUCCAGGACUGAGUUGCCUGAAUUCUCUACCCCACCGCGGAUCCCCAGCCCUAGCCCCUGCCCUCCAAUAUCUCCCAUUCUCUUCCCCUCCUCGCUCCUUCCUCCGAGCACCCCCCCACCUAGGCCCCGCCCUAUCUCCUCCCUCCCUCCCCUUCUUGGAACAGAGUCCGGGCUGCCGGGGUGGGAGGGGAGGGGAGGCGCGUGUCCGAUGACCCGUCCCGUCGCUGCCUCUACUAGGGAGCAUCCAGGGCAGCCACGUCUGCCUCGGCGGCAGGGACUCCGAAACCACCACUGAAGCUCGGUUGCUAGCGAGGAGCGUCCGUCCUAACAUCUGUCCGUUUGUCUGUGCCGCAGCUGCAGGAUGCUGGCCAGCCUGUAUGAGUGGUUUUGGAAGGAUGAGUACUGGUUCCCUCCUGGAUACUCAUGGGCUGACACAGAGGAUUCAGAUGGAAUCACCUACCCUCACCCCAAGGACCUGCUGGCAUCAAUUCCCAUAGCGUUGGUCUUGGUGGUCAUCAGAUUUAGCUUUGAAAGGGCCAUCGCAAUGCCCUUGAGCAGGGCCUUGGGUGUACGUGACCGACUCAGGGUCAAGGCUGCCCCCAACCCCAUCCUGGAGGCCUUUUUCCGGGCUCAUAAUGGGAAUCCCAAAGAGGCUCAGCUAAGUCACCUUGCCAGCCAGUGCGGCCUCUCUGUGAGGCAAGCCCAACGCUGGUUUCGGCGCCGGAGAAACCAGGAUCGACCAUUACUGAGCAAGAAAUUCUGUGAAGCCUGCUGGAGAUUUUUGUUUUACUUUUCUUCUUUCUUUGGAGGUUUCCUCGUGCUCUACAAUGAGACAUGGUUGUGGGAACCCAAGACAUGCUGGGACAGAUAUCCCUUCCAGCCUCUGCAGCCUGGCAUGUACUGGUGGUAUCUCCUUGAACUUGGUUUCUACAUCUCUUUGCUGAUGACUAUACCCUUUGAUGUGAAGAGGAAGGACUUAAAGGAGCAGGUCAUCCACCACUUUGUCACUAUCAUCUUGAUUGGAUUCUCUUAUUCUGCCAAUCUCCUGCGCAUUGGUACAUUGGUGUUACUGCUACAUGACAUAUCUGACAUUCUCAUGGAGGCCUGUAAAAUGUUUAAUUAUGCACAACGGAGGCUUAUCUGUGACACACUCUUCGUCAUCUUUGCCCUGGUGUUCAUCGUUAGUCGGCUCAUUCUCUUCCCAACCAAAAUCCUCUACACUACCUACUAUGAUUCCAUGAUCAAAUUCCAGCCCUUCUUUGGAUAUUAUUUCUUCAAUGCCCUCCUCAUGGUCCUUCAGGUUCUCCAUGUCUUCUGGUCCGGCCUCAUCCUCCGUAUGGUCUACAAGUUUGUUUUAGCUGGCAGGAUGCAGAGUGACAUAAGGAGUGACUUGGAAGAACUGAACUCAAGUGAUGAGAAGUCUGAGACGCCCCAACAGAAGAAUGGGAGGCUGCAGCCCAGUGACAAAACAGACACUUGUAACCUCCCACGGGCUAGGGGUGUUCGGGGAACUGGACCCAGCCAGCUGGCCAAUGGGCAUGUCCCAGCCACAUAGCCUGGUCCAGCUCGGGGCCAUCAGAUGGUCUGGCUCAGGGAUGAAACCUGGAUGACUGGUCUGCAGACUGUCUGAGGACUCGUUUGUGAUGGAAAAUCGCCUAGAAUCUGAUGGAGCAUGGACUCCAUAGGCCUGGACCAGGACCAUUUACUUGUCUCUCCAUCUCAUCUCUGUCCCCACCUCUGCUGGACCUGAGGGAGGAGGAAGAAAUAUAAUAUCUCUGCAGAGGAUUUGAGGGUGGGCUUAAUGAUCUUUCUCCCAAACAGCCUUUACCCUGAGCCAGUGCCCCUGGACUGGCUGCCAUAGCCUUAAGAAGUCAGGGUGAGGGGGGUACUAGGGCAAGGCUCCGUUUCUGCUGUGCAGGGGCCCCUAAGGAGAGAGCUGAGGGACCCCUCAGAGGACCUUUCCCCAACCCCCAGGGCUGCCUCACAUCCCCAUGGAGGUUCAGAAGGAGCAGGCUUCUUCCCGAGCCAAUGAGAGGGACCUGGGCUUUUGGGCCCGAGUCUGAACUGGUCUGACCAGUCUCAGAUUUCUCCCCAUCCCAGCCUGAAGCCUCACCUCUGCAAUCCCUAGGGAACCAGGGAGUUCCAUUCAGAGUAGGGAUGGGCUUGUGCAUUCUGGGUUUGCCCAGACCCAGGGAGGGAACAAUAAAACUUGAAUGGAGUAGUUUUCACUGUCUCAAGAGCUCCUGGCCUCAUUCAUUCCCUACUCACUCCUCCAGACCCUUUAUAAUGGCAUUAGUCAUAGAAUGCUAAAAUGUCAGAACUGGAAAGGACUUCAGAGGGCUUCUAUUUGAAGCACUACUUAAGCAUCAGCAUCCCAAUCAGCAGAUGAUCAUCAAACUUUUCCUUGGAUUCAUGCCAAGAUGGGGAGCUCCCUAUCUGUAAGGACAACCUAGUCUUUUUGUAAAGUAGCUGUUAUUGCUAAUAAUUUAUCAAGUCUAAAUCUCCCCUACCCCUUUAAGUCCUCUUAUCCCUGCUGCUUAGCCCUCGUGGAUAGCAGUAGAGGUCGGGGUAAGGCAGUUUGGUGGACUUCAGUUCAGGAAAACCAGACAAAGAUGGCUGAUUACUUGCUUGCAGUCUACUUCCUAACACCAAACUCCCAGCCUUUUCUAUCCCCUUCUGUCUCACUGAAUGGGGCUACUGACUGUCCCCGCUCAUUUCCUCUCCUACCUGGUCCCUGCUGAACAGGAAGGAAGGGCUUUCCAGGUGGUCUCAGCUCAUUUUUGACAAAGAAGACACAGAAGGGCAAGAGUUUGGUUCCCAAUCCCCAUGUCUUUCAAGAACCAAUAGAGACUCUGAUGUGGGUGUUAGUGGUGCAUGUUUGUGGAAAGGAAUAAAGCCAGAUCUAGCAAUGCUAUGUUUCAGGUCAAGGAGACUGGCCUCAGUUUGUUGUGGGGAGCCAGACCCAGUGUAGGGUGGGAGAGGGUCUUGAAUGGAAGAAGCAUGGAAACCAAGAAAAAUGACAUUAAAAGAAUGAUCUCCCUAAUUGUACCUGUAAAGACCUGUCUCUUGCCUCUAAAAGAGACCUGAAUUUAAAUAAUGGCUCUGACAGUGAGGUACCAGCUGUGCCAACAAGAAUCCCUAAGCUAGUCUUCCCAGGGUGAGGGAGGCCUGCGGUGCCCUUUUUCCAGGGCCAUGUCCCUCAAAAAUGGUCAGACCUGAAUGGGACUGGAGACGAUUCUAACGUCCAGAUAUGGAAUUAAAAUGGUCCUUUCCCUAGCUCCAUGUUCCUCCCUCCACUUCCCUCUAUCUCUUUGGAUAUUCCCCCUUCCUCCUGUCCUUUCAUCCUUUCAUAGUAGGUAACACCACCAGGGUACUAAAGCUUCCAUUCUCUUCCUCCUCCAUAUAUUUGUAAAUCUUUUGGGAAUGGCUGCCUGAUAAAGGUUCUGGAAAUUCAAAAGCAUUUUAACCUUCCUUCCUUAAAAUGUUGGCUACCUCAGACUAAGCCCUCAACAAGCCUUGGGCAAAAUAAACUGGAAUGGAGGAAGGGAUGGGAGUUCUAGGUACUAAGUGGAGGGCCAAAGGAGAGGCAUCCAUGGAACAAUGUGUUCCCAUAAAGAUGCUCACAUGUGAGGUGCUGAGCUGUUUGCCCUGCUUUCUUCACCAUUAGCUCAAUUUACCCUACACUCAUCUCCACCCCAGUGAUUCCUCCCCCGAGUUCUAUCAACUCCAUCUCAUCAAUAGCACCCCACAAGAAGAUAAGGACUCUCAAUUUAAGGGGAUUCCAGUUGGCUCCAAGAUAAAUGCUGCCACCACCCCCACCUCGGAGUUAAUCUUGUCUAUUCAUAUUUAUAUAUGUAGUCUCUCCCGUUAGACUGUGAGCUCCUUGAGAGCAGACACUAUCUCGACUUUUUUAAUCCAGUUUUAACAGAGUUCCAUGCAUGUAAUAUUUGCCUAAAUUCUUGUUGGUUGAACAUCAGGGAGCAGCCCAGAAAGAUAUGAUGGUAGAUGUGUUUGUUCCCCUUCUAAAGCAGAAGCCCAAAUCUAGAGCCAAGAAAGGAUAUGUUACUGUUGCAAAAGCUUGCUGGUAGAUCUCACUGACUCCAAUCUCCCCACCCAGUCUAUCUACCCUGUUCAAUAAACUGCCGUGGCUCAUCAUUACUUCAAAUAUAAAAUCCUCUGUUUAGCUUUUAAAGCCUGUUGUAACGUGGACCCUUUCUACUCUUCCAUUCUUCUGACUUCUCCAACAGCAAUGGCCUUGCUAGGCCUUACACAGAAUGCUCUCCCUCCUCACCUUUGCUGAAAACUGAGCCCAAAUCCCAUUUCCCAGGUCUCCCAGCUGCUGACACUUCCUUUUAUGUCUGGCAUGAACAAAGCUGUAUGUUGUCUCCCCGGUUAGAAUGUGACCUCUUAAGAAGGCAGCGAUGGGUUUUUGGCUUUCUUUGUAUCCUCAGUGCUCAGCCCAGUGCCUCGUAUACAAUAAGCACUUAAUAAAUGCUUGGUGAUGGUAGUGGUGUGGGAGUUUCCUAGCUUGGCUUCCUUGAGAAACCAGGGAGGAUCUCACACCGGAUACUAAUACCUCCAAGAUAGAAUCAAUCUGUUGUUGCCAGUAAGGUGAAUAAUAAAAUAUACUGUGAGGGUUUCAUUAA